CGUUUUGGUUGUUGUCUGUUUAUACGCGAGUUUUUUUAUGUUUCUUUCGAUUCCUGCUUUAUUUCAUUACUUUUUGUGCGUUAAUUUCACAUGCAACAGCCGUGCAGUGCAUUAACUGCCAUUGGCGUGACAGUUGUGCACAUCCAAUUCGGGUUGCAGUUUCGGUUCGCUCGGUCAUGGUGCGUCGCGCAGAGUCCUUACGAUCAAGCAAGCUUAUCGCGAUGACAAUUAAUGUUCCAAUGGUGUAAAGUGGUAUUGGUUAUCUUUUACCAGAGAGCAUAGCGCAAAUUAUUGUACUGAAAGUAGUGUCGUGUCGAAUAGUUAUCAACUAAGCAACGAGGAAAAACGUAAAAAAAACGGCAACUAUUCUACUGUGGUAGUUCACAAUUUCACGAGCUUCGAGAUAGUGCGUGACAUACAUACUAGCACUGAGUCGUGUGUGCACAUUAUAGACAGUUCCGUUCGUAUAUUUCCAAUCCUUGUCAGCGGGGGAACAACAGCAGAAUCGAAAACGUAGUGCGGUAGUUAACUUACAAAUUGGGAAGAUAGACCUUGCACUAGUGUUGGUGAGCUGCCGUGGAAAUUGGCAAAACAAGGAAACCGUUCGCAGAAAAUGAGCAGCGAUCAGCAUUUGUUUACAUUCGUCUGAGUCAUUAUCGCUUGGGUCUGUUUUUUUCGGUGUUUUGAUUUAAACCCCAAUACAUUCAAAGUGAUUAAUUCGUGUUUUCUCGGGGAAAGAGAAAUUAGUGCCGAAAUAUAAUAGUGAAAUAGAUCAACAGCAGAAAAUAGUGAAGUCGAGCGAAAAAAGGAAGCAUAAAUUGUGCAAAUCUCAUUAAUAUUCGUACGAGGCAAAGUUAAGAAAAACAAAAUAGUGGAAGCAAGUGAAUAAAAGAGAGAAGCGAUAAUCGUUACUGCUGAAUGUUGAUAAAUACCACCCGCAUAUCUGCUGAGCGAAACCAACACCAAAAAAAAACAAAAGGAGGGGCCGAGCGGGUGGUGUACUGUUAACCGGAUUUGUUUUUUUUUCGUGCCGUUGUCUAUACACAAAGCCGCUGCUGCUACUGCCGCCAAUGCACUCUGUGCGCUGCAGCGACCGUCGAGGCGAGGUCAUCGCGUGAAUGAAUAUGCACCGCUGCCGAUCGUUACCACCGCUAUUGGAGUCAAUGUUCAGCUGAUGAUUCAAGGGUUGCUCAGGAUAUGACAAACCGGGGUCUUCCUUUUCCAAGAUUCGAUGUUCAAGAACAAAACAAAAACGAAACUUGCGCCUGGAUGACGAGAAUCUUCUGAGCAUAGCCGUCUUCCAGUCGGGUUCACAAUCAACAUCCCGACCCCAGCGUCCUUCGUCGAAGCUGACAUCGGUGGCACAAGUGAACAGUCAGUCAGUCAGGCAGUCAGCUGAUUGGAGGUUCAUUCGUUACGACGAAGUGAGGUCGACUGACCAAUUGUGAUAUUAAAGGAGAAACAACGGAGUACAAAUUAAUUAACCUUAAUUAAUCGUAGCUUUCAAGCGUGCUGCAGGCAUCUCUUCGGAAUCGUUGAGUCGAUCCGAGUUGUAGUUAGGCAACUUUAACACAAAUUUACAUUAGUGCGAUGGAAACUUCAAAUCGUUUGGUGAUAUUGGAAGAACAGGAUCAGAUGCAGCAUUCAAAAUGUAAGGACGAGGGUAGAAAGAAGGUGAAGAAAAAAGUAGAUUUCACUGGUAACGAAACCAGAGACAGAAUAGAAUCGGAAGCUGAUCCCAGAGCUGCACUCGUCAGUCCGAUGACGGAUGAUGAUUUUGAGAACAUUAUCGAACGAUCAAUGCAGGAUCUGGACACUAUCAAAUCCGAUUCGGACAGUGACUUUGGAGAUGAUCAUGGGCUUCCGACGAAGAAAACGACCACCCCACCGAAAAGUGCACGGAAAAAGAACAUUGGUUCUUCAAGUGAUAGUAGUGUAAGUGACGUAGAAGAAGAUGUAUAUUCGUGGAUUGAAAACUGUCCAAAAUCUCCGUUGAGCCCGAAGCGAACAGAACUGCUUCCCUAUACAGCCGCUCAUUCGUUAUUGCUUCGAUUUGGCGAACGACGGAGAUUAUCUGAAUGCUUAGAGGAAGAUGAGGAAGAAGAUAAACCUCUCAACAGCCAUGGCACAAAGGAUCAUCAUGGUAUUUCGCCAAAUCGUAAAAUACCUCUCCCACUGAAAUUGAGCAAUGUGAAACAAUUACCGGAAAAUAACGAUCCUACGGUAGUUCGAAAAUCAAGAUUCUCGGUAACCAAAGCAAGUGAGCUGCCUCAGCUUCGGCCAGAAUCCGUUAAUCUACGACCGCUGACUGCUGCGCAAAAUUCCCAAACCAUUCACUUUCCCUGCAGUCAGCUAUCAUCUCCAGCGCACAGAACAUCAAUGAAAAGUAUUUUUACUCCCGAAUCCCCUUUUCCCAAUCCGCAUAUGGACAAGCGGUUCUUUGACACAUCACUGGUCGAAAUACGUCCUCUCGCCACCAGUACUACGUCUGUGGACGAUGCGGGCUCCUCCGAGAUAGACGUAACCAGCACAGGCGACAUGAGUGUCACUGGUAAACCAUUCCAUUUGGACGAAGUGUGGGUCAAACGGGUGGAUGUGGAUCCGAAGAAACCGUCCGCUACCGGCGAUCCCGUGACAACAUCCUCCAAAUCGGCAACACUACCGGCCUCUUUGAAGGCGGCUACCCCGACGAAAGCGAAAAAAGACACCAACCACAGCGAUGCCACCGAUGGCGGUAGUCAGUUUCAGCGUCCAUCAACGGCUCCGGCCGCAACCGACUCAACUCGAUCGUCCAAGCGGCAGAAAAAGUGCGAGCGGGAUGCCAAGAAGCAAGAGAAAGAGCAGAAGAAAAUUGAACGCGAAACCGCUCGGCGCUUGGAACGAGAGGCGGCUAAAUUGGAGAAGCUAAAUCGCAAACACGAAAGCAUAUCCCGUAGCACGGAACGAGUAAGUGGUCGAUCCGGUUCUCUAGAAAGGCGGCGUAGUGGCGAGGAAGUUCCGGUGCUCAAUCAAUCCACCGUUCAUGGUAUCGCAAGUCCCAACCGACGUCCAACGAUUUUUGACGUGUUUCGCACACGCAAAGGUUCAGAUUCGAAAAAGAAGAAAGAUGACUCGAGUAAAUCGGGCUCCGACAAGGACAGCAGCAGUGGCAGUGGUACUAUCGGAGGUUCCGGGGGUAUUAUGCACAGUAUGAAAGCGGCAUUGCAUGUCGGGGGUCGUCACAGUCAUCAUACCGGGACAACGGCGCAGCCCGCAAAUGCGAAAGUGCGAGACGGAUCUGCUCAUCCGCAUGCCGGCAGUGACGCACAGUACUAUCAUACGGUAACAGCCGUACGUCGAGCGGACGCCGGCAAGUCUCCAAUGACAAAAGUGAUGGAUCUGUUCAGACAUCGUUCCAAUUCAGCAGUAUCUGAGGCUGACAAGCGCAAAGCGCGAGCUGCGGCACAGCACCAGCAACAGUUAGCAGCUCAAACGGCGCACAUGCGACGAGCAUCGGCGGAACUAGCGGAAAGACGUCGAGCGUCAUUGGGUGCCAGCCGGGGGUUGCGACCGGAUGGUACGAUGGAUCCGUACCAUGCGGCCAUCCUAUUUCGAGAUUCGCGAGGGCUCCCAGUUGCCGAUCCCUUCUUGGAAAAAGUGAACUUGUCCGAUUUAGAGGAGGAUGAGUCGCAGAUCUUUGUCAAAUUCUUCCGAUUCCACAAGUGCUAUGAUCUGGUGCCGACGUCGGCCAAGCUAGUCGUGUUCGAUACUCAGCUACUCGUUAAGAAGGCAUUUUACGCGCUCGUCUACAAUGGCGUCCGGGCGGCACCACUCUGGGACUCGAAGCGGCAGGAAUUCGUCGGUAUGCUGACGAUCACCGACUUCAUCAAGAUACUGAAAAUGUACUACAAAUCACCCAACUCAUCCAUGGACGAACUUGAGGAACAUAAGUUGGAAACGUGGAGAAGUGUACUCCAGGAAGAGGUUAAAAAGUUAGUUAGUAUUGGACCGGACGCGUCGUUGUACGACGCUAUUAAAACGCUUAUUCACAACCGGAUUCAUCGGUUACCAGUGAUUGAUCCGCUGACCGGCAAUGUGUUGUAUAUAUUAACCCACAAGCGAAUACUUAGAUUUCUGUUUUUAUAUAUUAAUGAACUACCAAAACCAUCGUACAUGCAGAAGACGCUUCGAGAGAUCCGCAUUGGCAGCUACGACAAGAUCGAGGUUGCAACGGAGGACACCAGCAUCAUUACCGCUUUGUUCAAGUUCGUGGAUCGGCGAGUUUCGGCUCUACCAAUCGUAGAUACAGAGGGUCGCCUGAAGGACAUAUAUGCCAAAUUUGACGUCAUUAAUUUGGCCGCCGAAAAGACCUACAACGAUCUGGAUGUAUCUCUGAAAACAGCAAACGAACAUCGGAACGCAUGGUUCGAGGGAGUUCAAAACUGCAAACUGGACGAAACUUUGUACACCGUGAUGGAACGGAUCGUGCGGGCCGAAGUUCACCGUCUGGUGGUGGUAGAUGACGAAGAAAAAGUGAUCGGUAUUAUUUCACUUUCGGAUAUUCUGUUGUAUCUGGUGCUACGGCCAACCGGAGAUGGUAUCGGUAAUUCCGAAUCAUUACGGGCGACGGACCCAAGAUUACAGAAGAAUUCCGCAAAGCUGAGCCAAGCGCAACGUGAAAGCAAUGAAAGCAUCGAAGAAGAAAUCGCCGACGAAAGCGGGAAUGUUGAAGAUGAACCCAAAAGUGAGGUAGACGUUGAUGAUGUAAAUAACAAGACUGAUAUGACAGAGACGAAUGAUGGAGAUCCGGAGGCAACGGAUGAAACACCAGCCGGUCAGGAAAACGGAGACGAAAAUGAGGUCCCUUCAACAGAAUCGCCAGCUGAGCGAAGUUCUAAUGAUUCUCCCGUCCAGGAUAUGCUGAACGAGGAACAAAAGGCCAUACGUGAUACACUAGCAGCAAAUGUCCAAAGAGAAGUCGGUUUGGUUAGCGAGUAAUCCUUGAAUCUUUUGGUCCGAAAUGUUUCUGUUUCAUUCAGUUUAUUUUAUCUCAAUCAUUUACAUCCACCCGUUUAUUUUCUAGUUACGUUGUUGAGAUGAUAUUCACUGCCUAUAAAUACAUAUCUGUCCUAAAUGAAGAUGAAAACAUUACGAGGCAAUUUGCAAUUUUAGGAAAAUAUCAAUUGUUGAAAAAUUCGAAAGCAGUUUUUUCGCAGUCGUUGGGUGGAAAUUCAAAACAAAAAUAUAGAUUAUUUGGUACAUUUUUAAAAAAAAAACUUUCUUGAAGAUUUAUCUAUCAGUAGCGGAGAAUAUUACUUUUGCAUUUAUCAACAACGGCUAUUUUCCUGAGAUUGGCAGUAGAACCUUAAUCUGAAGAAGCGUUUUUAUCAAUAAAAUUGUAGUUGGGUAUAAUUGUUUUAUUCUAAAAAUUUCCAAAUAAAAAAUGCAAUUUCAAACGUCAUUAAAUUUACGAUUACUCAAAAAAUUUGGGACUGUUAUGCUAUUAUGGGCAGUUUGUUCAAUUUAAAGCAGCAUUGGAAAAUGUUUUGUUUGGUUCAAUCAAUAGCAAUUUGCGCCUCAUUCUCGUAUAAUUACAUAUAGACAAGAAUAGAUUAUUAUGCAAAUAUAAAAUUAACAAAAUUCGUUGUAUGAACAGCACACAUGAAAGGCCUUAUAUACACAGAGCAUAAAAUGAUUCUAAUAUUUUUGAAACGCCACUACGGAAUGAAUGCGGGAAUCUUUUAAGAUUUACUUUAAUCGGAUGUUAUGCAAUUAGACGAAAAUGUAACAAGUACAAAAUACUGCGGAAUGGAGGAAAAGUUUUGAAAGAUAGUUUCUCACUGUUUCGAAUGCUACCAGCAGAAAUCCAAUGAAGCUACAUAUUUACCAAACAUGUGUUUUAUCCCAUCUACUAUGCCGUUUCAAAGAAGGGAGCAACACCUGAUAAGAGACUUAACGGAUUGAUUUUUUUUUGUUCUGGUGAGAACAUCAAACAAAAAGCGAAAUUAGACAAAACCAAACUUAUUUCAUUACAUCUAUUUAAAUUGAAAUCCUAAGAUACCGUUAGAAACUUAAGAAAAAAAAAUUAAACUACAAUUAUUAACUUAGCGUACGCUUUGUGAUGUAAAAAAUGUCACAGCGCGACAAACGAAUAUUUAAAUUGGAAGAAAUAAUAGAAGGGACAUGUAAAUUAUCAACUGCAUUAAAAAUCGCAGCCUGUGUGUCGCUUAAUGCAACCGUUCAUUCAUUUUCAACACCCAUCUUCGCUCUGGUUACAAUAAGAAAACUAUAUAAUUAUGUAAAUUAUUAUUUAAAUAUCAAUGGUCAGACUUGGUCGAAGUCGGGUCUGUUUGUAAGCAAAAGAUACUUGUGUGUACGAGCGAGAUGUGAAUUGGCAAUUACGGUCUGUGCAAGUAAAGAAAAAUACCAAUGCAGAGAAUGUACAUUAAUACUAAAACUGUUGAUAAUUCAAUUAAGAAAGUGUAGUUUAAUACAAUAAAACGUAGAACUAUAAACUGCUAUUACACUUUACUGCUGGAAAAUAACAAAAAUUUCAAAAUAAAAUUGUUUAAUAAUGCA
This is a messenger RNA of Malaya genurostris, 6558 nucleotides long. RefSeq lists its product as uncharacterized. The transcript has 13 exons. The coding region runs from base 1591 to 4977 and encodes 1128 amino acids. NCBI's taxonomy places the organism in Eukaryota, Metazoa, Arthropoda, Insecta, Diptera, Culicidae. The record is from RefSeq and is a predicted model, not a curated record.